GGAAGAGGGGGACAGAAAAAAGCAUUCGUAGCGCCAACUGAACGCACCCACGGGGAGGCAGAAUUCCGGUGCGGAGUCCAUAUGGAUGGCAUACGAAUAUGGCCGCCUUGAUUCCGAGAUAUACUCUGCAAGCAGCAAAGAAGCAGACGGCAUGCAUCGCUGCCGCUGCGGUACAGACGAGCCACUACUCGUCGCAGCCACGAGUCAUACAACAUCCUACUACCGCUUCUUUGAAACGAGGUACGGGUGGCCGUAGUUCCUUCAACGGGAUUGUGUGUACGGUGUUUGGAGCGAGCGGAUAUGUUGGACGCUACGUGUGCAACCGCCUUGGAAAGAUUGGCAGCCAGUUGAUACUACCGUAUAGAUGCGAUAUGUACGACAUGUUGCCGCUGAAACUUUGUGGAGACCUUGGACAAGUUUUAUUUCAUCCAUUUCACUUGCGAGAUGAAAAUUCGAUAAGAGAGUGCAUAAAGUAUUCCAAUGUUGUCAUCAAUUUGAUUGGACGAGAUUGGGAAACAAAGAACUUUACGUUUCGUGAAGUACAUGUCGAAGGAGCGAGAAGACUGGCCAGACUAUGUAAGGAAGCUAAUGUUGGACAUUUUAUUCAUGUGUCGGCCUUAAACGCGGGUGAUAAGUUAACGCCACACGUAUUAGAAAACGGUUCUGAAUUUCUUCGUACAAAGUGGGAAGGUGAGCGCGCAGUUCGUGAAGAAUUUCCUGAAGCUACAAUUGUUCGACCAUCGAAUAUAUGGAGUCAGGAGGAUCGAUUUAUUAGUGUCUUCUCUAGUAUGCUAAGACAUCACUUAAUGGGAGGUCUGCCACUGUGGGAAAAGGGUGAAAAGACGGAAAAGCAACCAGUAGCUGUGUACGAUGUUGUUGGAGGUAUAGCGGCUAUCGCAAGAAAUCCAAAAGCUACCGCGGGCAAAACUUAUCAAUUUGUCGGGCCCAAUCGUUACAAAUUGUCUGUGUUAGUCGAUUGGUUUCAUAACGUACGGAUGCACAACAAUCCGGAGGAGUACAACUAUCGGAGACUGGACUUGAAAUAUACUCCGUUUUUCAAACUUAAGGUUGCUCUGAUUGAAGCUAUAUCUCCCGCAUACCCAAUAGGAUACCUACACUGGGAGCUUCUGGAAAGAGAAGCUAUAAGCGAUGUGGUCUCGAGGGAACUGCCAACUCUGGAAGAUCUUGGUAUCAAGCUGACGACGCUAGAAUCCCGAAUAAAAUGGGAGUUGACGCCAUUCAAAAAAGAUCCCCAAUAUACCGAGAGUGUUGGAGAAUUCGAUCCUGUUCCGGAUCCACCAACGAUUCCAAUUCAUUAACAGCCCUAAUAUGUUAGAUUAAAUAUAGAAUAUGUACUCUUACUCUAUGUAAAUGAUACUGUAAAGAGUAUGUUGUUAAUUAAAUAUCGCGAUCACACAAAUAUACAUAUUAAAUUAUUUAAAUGUUUAUAGCUUCACUAUAUUAUUACUUCAUAAAUUCUAUCAUUUUUUCGGUACUACUAGUAAUCAAUUUCUUGAAUUUUCCACUUGUAAUAACUUAAUCGAAUCAAUCGAUGUAAAAGACAAAUGAAGAAAUUUUAUGGAAGAACUCCAUGAAAAACGUUAUUGUUCAACGUUAUGAGAAUUGGGGAAAUCCUCUGAAAUAUUUAAGAGACUUAUACGUGCAAUUUGUUAGAACAUCAUAAAAUUACUCUCUUAUCUUAAAAAUGUAUCUCAUCAUAAGACGUGUGUCAAUUAUUCAUUGCAUUUAUUAUGCGACAGAACGUUCUAGCUACAAUAAAGAUUACAGUUUUC
Molecule: messenger RNA, 1793 nt
Organism: Ooceraea biroi (clonal raider ant)
Lineage: Eukaryota; Metazoa; Arthropoda; Insecta; Hymenoptera; Formicidae
Gene: ND-39
Product: NADH:ubiquinone oxidoreductase subunit 39
Cellular component (GO): mitochondrion
Molecular function (GO): protein-containing complex binding
Source: RefSeq, a predicted model, not a curated record